AUGUUUUAUGACUUAAAUAUUCCUUAUUCCACACAACUAGAUAUUACAAAUCAACAAAAUGAACUUUAUAAAAAAGUUGCUUUGCUUACAAAAUUUGGCUAUCAAGUAAUUGCACAUAAUCAUACAAUUAUCGGAAAAGUCAACCCUAACAAAACAAAUCCCAUCAAAAAAUUUGAUAUUUAUGAAAAUUCUGGAAGAGAUGUUAAACUAGAACAAUUAACCAGACUCACUGUAGUACUUGAAGAUUCAAGUCAAAAUUAUGGAUUGACAAAUCCCAUCAAAAAAUUUGAUAUUUAUGAAAAUUCUGGAAGAGAUGUUAAACUAGAACAAUUAACCAGACUCACUGUAGUACUUGAAGAUUCAAGUCAAAAUUAUGGAUUGACAUCAUCAAACAAUACAAUUCUAUCAUAUGAUAUUUUUGCUGUCCAACCAAUCAAUGAAAAGUCAUUUCAAAAUACUUGUAGUAAUUUUGAUGUAGAUAUCAUAUCACUUGAGAUGGGAUCUCGCUUGCCAUUUUAUUUGAAGCAUGGUAUGGUAGGUUUGGCAAUUGAUUGUGGUAUAUUCUUUGAGAUUUGUUAUUCUCCAACCAUCAGAGAUUCUAUAUCUAGACAACAUCUUAUUUCAAAUGCUCAGAAUUUGGUUAGAGUUACUUGUGGUAAAAAUAUCAUUAUCUCAAGCGAAGCACAAAGAGCAAUAGAAUUACGUGGGCCAUAUGACAUUAUUAAUUUAGGUACAAUAAUGGGCAUGAAUCAAGCUUUAUCCAAAGAUUGCAUAACUACAAAUUGUCGGGCAGUUGUGAUGCAUGCAGCUACUCGGAGAAAUGCACAUAAGGCUGUUAUUUCUUUUAAACCAGUUUCUUCAUUGAAACAAAGUGACUUAUGGAGGAUUGAAUGCGAAAAGAAAAAAUUGGAAAAAAUAGAGUCAAAAGGCAAAAGAAUAAAAAUUGAAUAA
Messenger RNA from Entrophospora sp. SA101, 951 nucleotides. Lineage: Eukaryota; Fungi; Glomeromycota; Glomeromycetes; Entrophosporales; Entrophosporaceae. The record is from the annotation of a GenBank genome assembly.